Molecule: messenger RNA, 2239 nt
Organism: Trichosurus vulpecula (common brushtail)
Lineage: Eukaryota; Metazoa; Chordata; Mammalia; Diprotodontia; Phalangeridae
Gene: PCBP4
Product: poly(rC) binding protein 4
Exons: 14
Coding region: 268-1530 (420 amino acids)
Biological process (GO): negative regulation of mRNA splicing, via spliceosome
Cellular component (GO): nucleus; cytoplasm
Molecular function (GO): mRNA binding
Source: RefSeq, a predicted model, not a curated record
AGAAAUGAGAAAAGAGAAGAAGCCCGCAGGCAGCCAGGCAGGAGGCAGAGGCUAGAAGCUGCUCAGAGGGGGCCAGAGGAGGAUGAAAGCCCACAAGGGCAGGGAGCUGAGCAGAAAGGAGACAGUGGCCCAGAGAGAAGCAGCUGAUGUCACUAGCAGUUGUGAGCGGCCGCCUCUCCCGGGGACAAUGUGGCACUGAGCGGCCCAGCCACCCCCCCAGCGCUGCAGGACAGACCCCAGAGAGCAGGCGGCCAUCAGGCCAGGUGGAUGCACUGUCGGGCCACCUCCUCAGUGGCAACCUCCCUAGACAGGAUGAGCGGCUCUGACCCGGGGCUUGAGGAGGAGCCGGAGCUGAGCAUCACCCUCACACUGCGCAUGAUCAUGCAUGGAAAGGAGGUGGGCAGCAUCAUUGGAAAGAAAGGGGAGACAGUCAAGAGGAUCCGGGAGCAGAGCAGUGCUCGGAUCACUAUCUCCGAGGGCUCCUGUCCAGAGAGAAUCACCACCAUCACCGGCUCCACGGGUGCUGUCUUCCACGCUGUGUCCAUGAUUGCCUUCAAAUUGGAUGAGGACUUAUGUACAGGCCCCCCAAAUGGUGGCAGCAUCUCUAAGCCUCCAGUUACCCUUCGGCUGGUCAUUCCAGCCAGUCAGUGUGGUUCCCUCAUUGGGAAAGCAGGGACCAAGAUUAAGGAGAUUCGAGAGACUACAGGGGCUCAGGUACAGGUGGCUGGAGACCUGCUUCCCAACUCCACAGAGCGGGCAGUCACUGUUUCUGGGGUCCCAGAUGCCAUCAUCCUCUGUGUUCGCCAGAUCUGUGCAGUGAUCCUAGAGUCCCCUCCCAAAGGAGCUACCAUCCCCUACCACCCCAGCCUCUCCCUGGGCACCGUCCUGCUCUCCGCCAACCAGGGCCAGUAUGGAACAGUGACUCCAGCAGAGGUCAGCAAGCUCCAGCAGCUGUCUGGCCAUCCCGUCCCCUUUGCUUCACCCAGUGUGGUGCCAGGACUGGAUCCCAGUGCCCAGACCAGUUCCCAGGAGUUCCUGGUUCCCAAUGACCUGAUCGGCUGUGUGAUCGGGCGUCAGGGCAGCAAGAUCAGUGAGAUCCGACAGAUGUCUGGGGCCCACAUCAAGAUCGGGAAUCAGGCAGAGGGCUCAGGGGAGAGGCAUGUUACCAUUACGGGCUCCCCUGUCUCCAUCGCUCUGGCCCAGUACCUCAUCACUGCCUGUUUAGAGACGGCCAAAUCUACCUCAGGAGGGACCCCAGGCUCGGGUCCUGCAGACCUGUCGGCCCCUUUCUCCCCCCCCUUGGCCCCAUCACCAGCCCUGACUGCCCUGCCGGCGGCACCUCCGGGCCUGCUGGGGACGCCCUACGCCAUCUCCCUUUCCAACUUCAUCGGCCUCAAGCCCGUGCCCUUCCUGGCCCUGCCCCCGUCCUCGCCAGGGCCGCCUCCCAGCGGCCUUACCGCUUACACUGCCAAGAUGGCAGCCGCCAAUGGCAACAAGAAGUCAGAAAGGCAGAAGUUCUCCCCCUACUAAAGCCAGGGAAGGAGCCGGGAGCCAGGGAGUGACACCGCGGGGCGGGGAACAGCCCUGACUCUUGCUCCUCAGGAGCCCCAUUCUGCUUCUCCCCUGACCCCCACCCCCACCACAUCCAUACUAGGGGCCAAGGCAGACAAUUCCCUAGCAAUGUUGACACCCAUACACAUGGAUUUUAGGGCCCCGUUGGCCUCAGCCAGUGCCGUCCAUCCAGGAUCUCUUAUCUCAGGCCAAGUUGAGGGGGGAGGUGCUGACCCAAUUCUAGGAAGCCAGCGGGAGAGGGAAGAGAUGGCAGAGACAGUUAUGUAGCCCCAAACCAACUGCCUGUCCAAGGGGACUGAACCUCCUUCCCUUUCCCUGCCCUCUGCUCAUCCCUGACUGGGACACAGGAAAGUCCAGGGGAGAGAAAAGCCUCUGGUGCCCCCCUCUCUGAGGGGCUCCCUCACAUCCUAGGGGGAAGGGAAGGCGAGUUCCAAGGAGGCUCCCCCUGUUUUCCACCCACAUAGGGCUCCUGCUGCUUAAGCAACAUCCUCUUGACUGGAACAGGCUGGCUGGGAAGGGGCAUAGCGGGGGGUAGGGGCCAGGAUUGGGGGGCACUGCCAGGCAGCUGGGGGUGGGAACAGGGGAGGGGGCGGGGUAGGCGCGCUCUCAGCAGCCAAGACUCUGUACAGUUUUUUCAAUCCAGUUUUUGAAUAAAUAUUCUCAGUGA